Molecule: messenger RNA, 507 nt
Organism: Didymodactylos carnosus
Lineage: Eukaryota; Metazoa; Rotifera; Eurotatoria; Philodinida; Philodinidae
Source: the annotation of a GenBank genome assembly
AUGAUACGUAGGUUAGCAAAAUUACACGAUGACAAUCUUUAUAAUUGGGAUGAGUAUUUACCAGCGCGCAUAUUUGCAUAUAAUACUGGACUACAUAGUACAACGGGCUAUUCACCAUUUCAAUUGAUGUUUGCAUGUGAACCUAUUUUGCCUUUUGAUUUACCAACAUCUACUAUUACACUAACGAAGCCAAAUGAUUGUUGGACACAAAUCAAUCAGCUAACGAAGACUUACAAGAAAAACGUCAAAAAUAACAUUAUUCAUCAACAACAAUUGUGUAAGCAACACUACGAUCAACAAAGAGCGGAUCCGACUUAUAAACCCGGUGAUCUGGUGUUCAUUAAACAACUUGGUAAACGCCCAAAAUUUGGUGAAUUGUAUUCAGGACCAUUUAAAGUUUUACAACAGCAACAUCCUCUUACAUAUUCGAUGGAAGAUGAUCAAGCAAUAAUUCAGCAACAGGUUCAUGUCAGCAGAAUGGAACCUGUCUACGAGAGAAUAAUUUAA